AUGGCUUCUCGUCUCGCAAGGACUGCGGCAGGUGUCGCCCGGGCCCGACCUGUCUACCCUAUGCGAACCCUACCUGCCCUUGCACAGUUCUCGACCUCAUCUCGUUUCAACAGCAACGUGCCAGCUGAGGAACCUAAGAAAAAGGCGCAGUCUAUCGUAGAUGCACUACCAGGUAACAGCUUGAUUUCAAAGGCCGCCAUUCUCUCCUCCGGUACCGCAUUGUCGAUCGCAGCCAUCAGCAACGAGCUCUACGUUGUCAAUGAGGAGACUAUCAUUGCUUUCAGUCUUCUCACCAUUCUCUGGGCUGUUGGACACUACGGUGGGCCCGCGUAUGGACAAUGGGCGCAAGAACAAAGCGAUAAGAUCAAGAACAUCUUGAACACCGCUCGGGAAGACCACACGUCCGCCGUUAAGCAACGCAUUUCCAGCGUUCAGGACCUCGGAGGAGUCAUCGACAUUACUAAGAAUCUCUUCGAGGUUUCCAAGGAAACCGCGAAGCUUGAGGCUCAAGCUUACGAGCUCGAACAAAGGACGGCUGUCGCCACCGAGGCAAAGACUGUUUUGGACUCAUGGGUGCGCUAUGAGGGUCAAGUCAAGGCCCGUCAACAAAAGGAACUCGCCGAGAGCAUCAUUGCAAAGAUCGAGAAGGAGCUUGAGAACCCCAAGACUCUCAAGCAGAUCCUUGACCAGAGUGUUGCCGAUGUUGAAAGAAUCGUUUCUCAAAAGGCAGCGUAAAGCGGUGAGGAUAGACAAUGGUGGAUGCCAUAACUGUUAAAUAAGAUGUGCAAAUAGGAGCCUUUCUUUUGUUGUCACUCGUACUACUCGUAUAGAGCCUCCGCAUCUUGUAUUAGCCUCAUAGAUGCAACAAGUGACUACUUACAGCUGCGAAGUGCCACUUGAAAUAUCUACCGAUAAUCAAUUCUACGCCUAGGCUUUUAUGACAUUACAAGCGCGAUGUAACCUCGGGAAGCAGGAG
Pseudovirgaria hyperparasitica is the source of this 976-nucleotide messenger RNA. Its product is annotated as putative mitochondrial ATPase subunit ATP4. Gene Ontology annotation, biological process: proton motive force-driven ATP synthesis. Lineage: Eukaryota; Fungi; Ascomycota; Dothideomycetes; Acrospermales; Acrospermaceae. Bases 1 to 735 code for a protein of 244 amino acids. Gene Ontology annotation, molecular function: proton transmembrane transporter activity. The record is from RefSeq and is a predicted model, not a curated record. The transcript is spliced from 4 exons.